AUGGAAUGUGAUCAGCCGAAAGAAAAGCGAAUAAAUACCGAUAGUUCUACCAACGUCUCCGAGGAGCUGAAAAACUGGAUGAGAAAAAAUGAAAUCGCGACGAUUCCAGAGAGCGAAAUGAUUUUGAGAUACAGUGAGAAGGAACAUCGAGAGCUUCUUGGUGCUAGUCCGUGGACCAAAGAUCCGCACUAUUUCAAGCUUUGUAAGAUAUCAGCCGUUGCUCUGUUGAAAAUGCUUAUUCAUGCUAACUCUGGAGGAAAUAUUGAGGUGAUGGGUCUGAUGCUUGGAAAGAUUGACGAGACGACAAUGAUAAUCCACGACGUUUUCGCACUGCCAGUUGAGGGGACGGAGACUAGAGUCAAUGCACACACGCAAGCUUAUGAGUACAUGUCGAAAUAUGUGAAUGAUAAGCAACAUGUCCAGCGACUAGAAAAUGCCAUUGGUUGGUACCACUCUCAUCCUGGCUAUGGCUGCUGGCUAUCCGGAAUCGAUGUGGGCACACAAAGUCUUCAUCAACAAUUUGAAGAGCCAUACGUCGCAAUUGUAGUCGAUCCAGUGAGGACAAAAUCGACCGGAAAAGUGAACAUCGGCGCAUUCAGAACAUUUCCAAAGGGUUAUCUUCCCUCACACGAAGAAGCAGCUGAAUAUCAAUCUAUUCCAAUAGAGAAGAUUGAGGACUUUGGCGUCCACGCGAAUCAGUAUUAUCAGCUUGAUAUUGAAGUAUUCACGACACAAACGGAUCAGAAUAUGCUAAAGUCGCUUUGGAAUAAGUACUGGCCAUCAACGCUUUCUAUGUCUUCUCUUCAUGAUAACCGAAAAUAUUUGACAAACUCGAUCAACGAUGUUGGCGCGAAAAUCGAGCUCAUCGCUGAAAAAGUCAGUAAGCAAGGUUAUGGCAGCGCAGCCGGAGUGAAUCCAGCUGCUGGAAUGAACAAACUAAACAAAGUCAUUGUUGACGCAGAAAAGAUCUUUCAGGAAGUUCAAACUGGCCUCCACAUGCAAAACUUAAAACGAGACAUAUUUUCUUCAUUUCUUCACUGA
Messenger RNA from Oikopleura dioica, 1041 nucleotides. The record is from the annotation of a GenBank genome assembly. Lineage: Eukaryota; Metazoa; Chordata; Appendicularia; Copelata; Oikopleuridae.